AGGACGAUCGGAUUAUCUUCUCAUAGAGAGCUCAAACCUUGCGUACAUAGAACAUCUGUCAUGUCUGCACCGGGCAUCACCCAGUUCAAGGUUCUCCUCUUUGAUGUCUACGCCACACUCGUUGACUGGGAGACGGGAAUAUUCGAGGCUAUAAAACCGAUGCUAGGAAGACUUGGCUCGCCUCUUGCCAAGUCGAAGCGCGACACACUGCUGGCCUUCGAGAGCGUGGAAAUUGACCUCCAAGCGAAAUACCCCACGAUGUUAUACUCAGACAUACUUGCGCACGUGCACGCGGAACUCAAACGACGCAUCUCUAACAAGCCGUCCCUCCCUCACGGGGUCGCCACGGCGCCCGUCGAGGAAUCCCGAGCCGAGGGCGCGCCGUCAUCUACUCUUACCACGGCGGGCACAUCUGCCGCUGCUGGCCAGCCCGCGACGCCGGGCCUGGAGGAGGAUGACAUCGCCUUCGGCAAGAGCAUAUCCAAGUGGCCUGUGUUCCCCGACACCAUCGCCGCGCUCGCCACGCUGUCCAAGCACUACAAGCUCGCCGUGCUCUCGAACGUCGAUCACCAGUCGUUCGCUGCCACCCGCGAGAUCCUUGAACGCUCUGAUACCGCGAACCAGUUCACCUUCGACGUCGUCUUCACUGCACAGGAUAUCGGCUCGUACAAGCCGGAUCCGGCGAACUUUGAGUACGCGCUGAACAAGCUGGACGGGCUGUUCGGCGCAAAGAAGAGUGACGUCCUAGUGACCGCCGCGUCGCUAACGCACGACCAUACUCCUGCUAACCAGCUCGGAAUCAGGAGUUCGUACAUUGCCCGAGAGGGCGCGGUGAUGAGCCAAAGCAGCCCUGCAAAGUAUGAUUGGAGGUUCACGACGCUCGGAGAGAUGGCUUCAGAAGUGGAGAGGCAGGCGAGGGCUUGAGCACCAGAGGGACUUACGGCGUGUCUAUCUUUGCUAGGAUGUCUCAGUAUUGUGCCGUGAUGAAAAGAAGAACGAUCAUGUGAAAUGUUGUAC
Molecule: messenger RNA, 1017 nt
Organism: Phanerochaete carnosa HHB-10118-sp
Lineage: Eukaryota; Fungi; Basidiomycota; Agaricomycetes; Polyporales; Phanerochaetaceae
Exons: 3
Coding region: 61-924 (287 amino acids)
Source: RefSeq, a predicted model, not a curated record